GGCACAGGACGAAGAAAGACACUAGAGAACAUGGCCAGCAGAAAAGCUGCAGGGAAGGCGGCUGCCAAACGUGCUCAGCGAGGCUCCUCUAAUGUCUUCUCCAUGUUUGAGCAGUCACAGAUUCAAGAAUUUAAGGAGGCAUUCAGCUGUAUCGACCAAAACCGUGAUGGGAUCAUAAGCAAACCUGACCUCAAAGAAACAUAUAUGCAAUUGGGUAAGAUGAACGUGAAUGAGGAUGAGCUGGAUGAGAUGCUCAAAGAGGGCAAAGGACCCAUUAACUUCACAGUCUUCCUGUCGUUGUUUGGCGAGAAGCUUAAUGGAACGGACCCAGAAGACUCAAUCCUCAGUGCAUUCAAAAUUCUUGACCCCAACGCAACUGGCAAUAUCAACAAAGAUGAAUUAAAGCUGCUUCUGAUGACACAAGCAGACAAAUUCAGUGCAGAGGAGGUAGACCAGAUGUUUGCUGUGACCCCAAUUGACGUGGCAGGGAAUAUUGACUACAAGUCACUGUGUUAUAUCAUCACGCAUGGAGAUGAGAAAGAAGACUCAUAAACAUCCAGCUAGAAAUAAAAUGACAUGUUCUGGAGUCCCCUAUUCCGUUCUUUGACUUUAUUCUGAUUUCUGUAUUUAGGGCUCCGUGGGCAUGUCGGAGAAAAAAGUUCUUGUACUUCUAUAAAUGAGACUUAAAUGAACAGUUCAGUGUAAAAAUAAAAACUGGGUUAUAGAUAGGCUGUGCAAAAUGACAUUUUAUUCUGAUAUAGUUAGUUAACCAAAAAAUGUAAUGUAUAAAGGCUGGAGUGACUGGAUGUGUAAUAUAAUAGCCAGAACACUACUUCCUGCUUUUCAGCUCUCUAACUCUGAGUUAGUCAGCGACUUGAAGGGGGGCCACAUGGGACAUAAAUGUUCAGUGAGUUUGCAAUUGAUCCUCAGAAUGCAGCUCAGAUACAAAUGCAGCUGUCACGCCCAUUUGCCCCCCCCAAGUCACUGAUUGGUUAGUGAGUGGUAACCAAUCAGUGGAAACCAAGAGAGCUGAAAAGCAGUAGUAUAGUGUUCUAGCUAUUAUGUUACAGAUCCAGUCACUCCAGCCUUUAUAAAUUACAUUUUUGGCUAACUAACUAUAUUAGAAACAUUUUUUAUUUUGCACAGCCUAUAUAUUUUCCCAGUUUUUUUUUUUAUACUGAAUAAUUCCUUUAAGGACCUAAAAAUGUCACCCUGUCGCACCUAUAACAUGGUAAUACCACAAUUUUCAAGAUAUAAUGAGUGACCCUGAUUCAUAUAAAUAAAGUAUUUAUUAAAC
Messenger RNA from Xenopus laevis (African clawed frog), 1297 nucleotides. RefSeq names its product myosin light chain, regulatory A (gene mylc2a). The record is from RefSeq and is marked provisional. Lineage: Eukaryota; Metazoa; Chordata; Amphibia; Anura; Pipidae.